Molecule: messenger RNA, 3483 nt
Organism: Didymodactylos carnosus
Lineage: Eukaryota; Metazoa; Rotifera; Eurotatoria; Philodinida; Philodinidae
Source: the annotation of a GenBank genome assembly
AUGAAGCGAUCAAAUUCUUACACUAUGAAUCAAAUUUCCAAUGGGACAUCGUCUCAGACACCUCCUAAAUCAGAAGAGAAGAUACUAAAGGGAUUAUUUAAGAAACCGAAGGAUGAAGAUGACAAUGAAAAAUUGUCACCGAAUGAGAAAAAACAGGCACCAACCGUCAGUUUUCUAAGUUUGUUUCGCUAUGCAACAAGGAUUGAUGUAUUUUAUUACAUAUUAGCUACAAUUGCAGGUUUAGCAAGUGGAGCUGCAUUUCCCUUAUUAUUGUUAAUUUUUGGCAAUCUAACAGAUACGUUCACAAAUCCAAACUAUAAUUUUGGCAAUCUAACAGAUACCCUUGGAAUGGGGGGAGAAACUGAUAUAUGUAAAUUAAAUCAAACGAUUUUUAAUUAUUGGACAACCAAAUUUUGUGUGGGUACGGGUAUUAAUUUAACUGCAUCGAAUUUUCUCUCAGAAUACUCAAAAUGUGAUUUCCCUGGCGUUGGCUCUGAUUUUACAGAUAAAAUUCGUGAACAAUCGUUGUAUUUAGUUAUAAUCGGAGCUGCAUCGAUUGUCGUCGUCUAUUUUCAAGUAGCUUUCUUUUCUAUUGCGGGUGAGAGACAGACGCGUCGAAUUCGAGAAGAACUGUUUCGUUCUGUCUUAAAUAAACAAAUUGCCUAUUUUGAUAUGCAUAAAACUGGAGAGCUCAAUACACGUUUAUCAGACGAUAUUAAUAAAAUUCAUGACGGAAUAAGUGACAAACUUGGAUCAGCACUUCAGUUUACAUCUGCUUUCAUCACUGGAGUUAUAUUAGCCUUUAUCAAGGUCACAGCAGUAUUUAGUCUGGGACAAGCGGCACCACACUUUCAAUCUCACGCACAAGCAAGAGGGGCAGCAUUUACGGUUUGGGAAAUUAUUGAUACACCAUCAGCAAUUUCGAGUAACUCCGAAGAAGGCUUUAAAGGAACAGAUUUAGUUGGUGACGUAUUAUUUGAUAAUGUUGACUUUACGUAUCCAUCAAGAGCUGAUGUACCAGUUCUCAAUAAAUUAUCAUUCAGUGCACAACGUGGUCAAACAAUUGCGCUAGUAGGCAGUUCCGGUUGUGGAAAAAGUACAUGUAUUCAACUAUUACAACGAUUCUACGAUCCAAUCGCUGGUUCAGUACAAAUUGAUGGUCGUCCGGUCAACGAAUAUAAUUUACGUUGGCUCAGGCAACAUAUCGGCGUUGUUAGUCAAGAGCCAAUUUUAUUUGCAACAACAAUCAGUGAAAAUAUCAAAUACGGUAGAGAUAGCGCAACAGAAAAAGAAAUUAUGGAGGCCGCAAAAAAAGCAAAUGCCCAUGAUUUUAUUAUGUUAUUGCCUAAUGAUAAUGAAAGUGAAACAAUUGUUCAAGAUGCAUUGGAUCGUGCAUCGAGUGGUAGAACAACAAUUGUCGUUGCUCAUAGGCUUUCAACUAUUCGAAAUGCAGAUAAGAUAAUCGUAAUCUCUGAAGGUCAAGUCGUUGAAGAAGGUGAUCAUGCAACAUUAAUGAAAAGUCAAUCAACUUAUUAUGCUCUUGUCGAAGCACAAAAUCUGCGUUCAAAAACAGCUGAUGAUGAUCAAGAUGAUGAUGAUUUACUUGAAAGAAGAGAUACCGUUCAUUCCAAUCGUGCUCUAUCAAUUACCGAUUCGAAAUUUGCAACUGUAUCAAUUAUGGAUGAUAAAAAAAUUGACGAUUCUUUGGAUAAGAAACAAGCUAAAAGAUCCAGCUGGACAAUAAUGCUCACCAUGUUAAAAAUGAAUCGUCCAGAAUUAUGUUUUAUUAUCUGGGGUUGUGUAGCGUGCCUUUGUAAUGGAGGCAUUCAACCAGCCUUCGGUGUAAUUUUGGCUAAAAUAAUCGCUGUCUUUCAAGAAUGUGAUUUAAAAGUACAAGAAAAAAAUGUAACAUUAUACGUUAUUAUGUUCAUUAUAUUCGCCUUUUUAAUGUUAAUUACAAUGUUUUUACAAAGUUUCUUAUUUGCUUGUUCUGGCGAAGCAUUAACUCAACGUCUACGAGCAAAAACAUUUCAAUCAAUGUUAAGACAAGAAGUAGCAUGGUUUGAUCUUACAGAUAAUAAUACUGGUGCCCUAUGUACGAGACUAUCAACAGAAGCAUCGGAUGUACAAGGAGCCACUGGCAUACGUAUUGGAACGAUAUUACAAAAUAUUGCUAAUUUGGGUGUUGGUAUCAUUUUAGCAUUUAUCUAUGGAUGGGCAUUGACUUUAGUAGUGCUCGCAUUUGUACCAUUUAUGAUUAUUGCCGGCUUUUUACAAACAUAUUUGCUUACUGGAUUUGCUACAAAAAGUAAAAAAGUUCUAGAAGAUGCAGGAAAAAUUGCUGUUGAAUCCAUACAGAACAUUAGAACAGUGGCCCAAUUGACAAAAGAACAACGAUUCGGUGAUGAUUAUUGUCGUCUGUUGGACAUACCCUUCAAAAAUUCAAUUAAACGGGCACAUAUAUUCGCAAUUUUAUUUAGUACAACUAAUUCUAUCAUGUUUUUUGCUCAAGCAGCAUUAUUUUCAUUCGGUGCAUACAUGGUAGAAAAAGGGAAAAUGGAAUUCGAAGAUGUCAUGCUAGUUUUAAAUUGUAUUUUAUUUGGAGCAAUGGCUGUUGGUCAAACUGCAUCGAUGACUCCCGAUUAUGGCAAAGCUGUUGCUUCGGCAGAGAAAAUACUUCAGAUUUUUGAACGAACGCCUGAGAUUGAUAAUUCGUCAACGACUGGUGAAAAAAUUGAUAAUUUUCGUGGUGAAAUUCUAUUUGAUUCUGUAAGUUUUCAUUAUCCAAAUCGACCUGAAGUGACAGUACUAGAACAUUUGACUUUAAAAAUUAAACCAGGUCAACAAGUGGCAUUAGUAGGCUCUUCUGGUUGUGGUAAAUCCACUUCCAUUCAGCUUCUGGAAAGAUUUUAUGAUCCAUCUGAAGGUGGAGUGCAUAUUGAUUCAAAAGAUAUUCGUAACCUAAAUUUACAAUGGUAUCGAUCACAAAUUGGAAUUGUUUCGCAAGAGCCAGUGUUGUUCGAUUUGUCUAUAGCAGAAAAUAUAGCCUAUGGUGAUAAUUCUAGAACAGUGAACAUGGAAGAAAUUAUCGAAGCAGCUAAAAACGCUAAUAUUGAUACGUUUAUUAGUUCAUUGCCCAAAGGCUACAAUACAAACAUUGGCACAAAAGGAACACAAUUAUCAGGUGGUCAGAAACAACGCAUUGCUAUAGCACGAGCAUUAAUUCGAAAUCCCGCAAUAUUAUUGUUAGAUGAGGCAACAAGUGCUUUAGAUACAGAAAGCGAAAAAGUUGUACAAGACGCUUUGGAUCGAGCACAACAAAAUCGAACAUCUUUAACGAUUGCCCAUAGACUUUCAACUAUUCAGAAUGCCGAUUUAAUUUGUGUUUUGAAACAUGGAAAAAUUGUUGAAAGUGGAACACAUGAUGAACUGGUUAAUAAAAAAGGUUUAUAUUAUAAACUCGCACAAUCGAAACUGAAGUAA